Molecule: messenger RNA, 1119 nt
Organism: Nematocida parisii ERTm1
Lineage: Eukaryota; Fungi; Microsporidia
Exons: 1
Coding region: 1-1119 (372 amino acids)
Biological process (GO): glycolytic process
Cellular component (GO): phosphopyruvate hydratase complex
Molecular function (GO): phosphopyruvate hydratase activity; magnesium ion binding
Source: RefSeq, a predicted model, not a curated record
AUGUGUUUGUUUUGCUUUACAUGGUCUGCAGCUAAGCGGCAACAACUAAUCAUUAUUUUAUUUAUAUAUUCUAUUCUGUGUUUAUCCUUUAUGAAGAUUAAAAAGUGUAUACAAAAGGUAAUUGGGCGAAGCAUUUUUGACAGCAGAGGAAUCCCUACUGUUGAAGUAGAUUUUAAAACAACUAUUGGAACUGUGCGCGCCAGCUGCCCAUCUGGAGCAUCUACUGGGUCGCAGGAGGCACUUGAGCUAAGAGAUGGCGACUCUUCUAAUUGCAUGGGGAAGAGUGUUCAAAAAGCUCUUAUAGGCGUAGAAGAGCUUGCAAACUCUUUAAUAUCUACUGGCAUGCACAUAACAGACCAAGAGGCUAUAGACAAGCACAUGAUUGAGCUGGAUGGCACUAAAAACAAGAGCAGGGUUGGUGCAAACUCAAUUCUCCCCAUGUCUAUUUGCUUUGCCAGGCUGGGUGCAAAGUACAUGCAGAUGCAGGAGUGGGUGUACCUACAAUCACUUAUGCAGAGAAGUGAUAUGAAAUCAUGUGCAUCGUGCUCUUCUACUGCUCCCAAUCUAAAGUGUGCUCUAAUAAACUCCCAGGGCAGUAAGCAUCUUCCAAAUGGAAGUGUACUUGUAAGCAAUACUGAGAUUGAUAGUGAAUUGAAAGAGAGUACUAAGAAAAAAGAAGAAUCUGAUGAGAAAGAAAAGAAUAAAGAUGAGAAGAAACCAAAUGAUUCUGAGCAAAAUGAGAAAGAUGAAGAAGGGUCUGAACAAAGCAAGAAAGUGAAAGAAGAUCUAGAGUCGGAGAAAAAGAAGGCAGAUGAAAAAAAGGACCCAGAGUUGGAGAAAAAGGAGGCAGAUGAAAGAAAAGCAAAAGAAGAGGAUGCAGAUGAAAAGCCAAAACAAAAAGAAAAGCUUAAGACAGAGAAAACCUGUAAAGAUGCUCUAUUAAAGAAAAAGCAAAAGCCUACCAUUCCUAGAAUAUUCUUUAAUAUAAUCAAUGGGGGAAGACAUGCCGACAACGGCCUUUUUGUGCAGGAGAUCAUGGUUUCAUUCGAUGGAAACACUCCAUACAAUGUUCUGACAUCUGCGUCUGAGUUUAUAUGGGCGCUUAAGUCUAUUAGUUAA